Messenger RNA from Salmo salar (Atlantic salmon), 4620 nucleotides. Its product is annotated as retinol dehydrogenase 12. The record is from RefSeq and is a predicted model, not a curated record. Lineage: Eukaryota; Metazoa; Chordata; Actinopteri; Salmoniformes; Salmonidae.
GCUCUCGUAUUGCCCAUGAUACAUUAGAGAAUACGAUUGUAAUCUCUUCGUAAUCUGAAGACAGACGCUAAAUCCUUCUAUUUAAAUUGCUUUAAACCUAUGAAUAGCCUCGCUCUCAGAUGAGAGCAUCAUAGCCGACAAACAUCGUAAUAUUCCUCGAUUAGAACGAGGUGUCUCCCAAGGCGGACGGUAUUCGGUCCGUCCACCUAUGGUCUGGCAGGUUUUUGCCUAGACUACGGAUAAAAUGUGGGAUGAAGUUGAUCCGUCUGCGCCGGUUAAGUAUGGCGCUGUCAUAGCGGUCACAGUGAUCUGCGUUGUUCUGUUGAGAAAAUGGAUUGCUGGGGGUGUGUGUCAAUCUUCAGUCCAAUUACGUGGCAAGACGGUAUUGGUCACCGGUGCCAACACCGGCAUUGGCAAGGAAACGUGCCGUGACAUGGCACGUAGAGGGGCGCGGGUGGUGAUGGCAUGCCGGGACCUGACACGGGCUGCGAGGGCGGCGGACGAGAUUCGUCAGACCACGGGGAACAGCAACAUCGUUGUGCGGCACCUGGACCUGGCCUCUAUGUACUCUGUCAGAGAGUUGGCCAAAGAGUUCACUGCCAGUGAGGAUCGCCUAGAUAUACUCAUCAACAACGCCGGUGUGAUGAUGUGCCCUAAGUGGCUAACAGAGGACGGCUUCGAGACACAACUGGCUGUCAAUCACCUCGGACACUUUCUACUGACCAAUCUCCUUCUGGGGAAGCUCAAGAGCUCCGCCCCUAGCCGUGUGGUCAAUGUGUCUAGCAUUGCACACAAAGGGGGUAAGAUCCAGUUUGAUGAUCUUUUCUUUGCCAAGAGGCCGUACAACUCCCUGGUCAGUUACAGGCAGAGCAAGCUGGCCAACAUGCUAUUCUCCAGAGAGCUGGCCAGAAGGUUGAAAGGUACGGGGGUGACGUCCUACAGCCUGCAUCCCGGGGUGAUCAGGACAGAGCUGACUCGCCACGUGGAGACCUGGUUCCCCAUGCUGAGGGCCAUCCUGUCAGCCCCCUCCAUGCUCCUCAUGAAGACCCCCACCCAGGGUGCCCAGACCUCCAUCUACUGUGCUGUCACCCCAGGACUGGAGCAGAAGUCUGGCAGCUACUUCAGUGACUGUGCCAUGACGGAGACCGCCCCAGAGGGGAGGGAUGAUGCGGUGGCCAAGAGGCUUUGGAAGGAGAGUGCCCGUCUGGUGGGUUACAUAGAGACUGAACAACCCCCUCCACCUGAAAACCAUAGAGAAAGACUGAACACCCCCUCCAUUUGAAAACUAUAGAGAAGACUGAACACCCCCCUCAAUCUGAAAACUAUAGAGAAAGACUGAACAACCCCCUCCAUCUGAAAACCAUAGAGAAAGACUGAACACCCCCCUCCAUCUGAAAACUAUAGAGAAAGACUGAACACCCCCUCCAUCUGAAAACUACAGAGAAAGACUGAACAACCCCCUCCAUCUGAAAACCAUAGAGAAAGACUGAACACCCCCUCCAUCUGAAAACUAUAGAGAAAGACUGAACAACCCCCUCCACCUUCAAACUAUAGAGAAAGACUGAACAACCCCCUCCAUCUGAAAACCAUAGAGAAAGACUGUACAACCCCCUCCAUCUGAAAACCAUAGAGAAAGACUGAACACCCCCUCCAUUUGAAAACCAUAGAGAAAGACUGAACACCCCGCUCCAUCUGAAAACUAUAGAGAAAGACUGAACAACCCCCUCCAUCUGAAAACCAUAGAGAAAGACUGAACACCCCCCUCCAUCUGAAAACUUUAGAGAAAGACUGAACAACCCCCUCCACCUGAAAACCAUAGAGGAAGACUGAACAACCCCCUCCAUCUGAAAACCAUAGAGAAAGACUGAACACCCCCCUCCACCUUCAAACCAUAGAGAAAGACUGAACAACCCCCUCCACCUUCAAACCAUAGAGAAAGACUGAACAACCCCCUCCAUUUGAAAACCAUAGAGAAAGACUGAACACCCCCCUCCACCUUCAAACUAUAGAGAAAGACUGAACAACCCCCUCCACCUUCAAACUAUAGAGAAAGACUGAACAACCUCCUCCACCUUCAAACCAUAGAGAAAGACUGAACAACCCCCUCCAUCUGAAAACCAUAGAGAAAGACUGAACAACCUCCUCCACCUGAAAACCAUAGAGAAAGACUGAACACCCCCCUCCACCUUCAAACUAUAGAGAAAGACUGAACAACCUCCUCCACCUGAAAACUAUAGAGAAAAACUGAACACCCCCCUCCACCUGAAAACCAUAGAGAAAGACUGAACAACCUCCUCCAUCUGAAAACCAUAGAGAAAGACUGAACAACCCCCCCACCUUCAAACUAUAGAGAAAGACUGAACAACCUCCUCCACCUGAAAACUAUAGAGAAAGACUGAACACCCCCCUCCAUCUGAAAACCAUAGAGAAAGACUGAACAACCCCCUCCAUCUGAAAACCAUAGAGAAAGACUGAACAACCCCCUCCACCUUCAAACUAUAGAGAAAGACUGAACACCCCCUCCACCUUCAAACUAUAGAGAAAGACUGAACAACCCCCUCAAUCUGAAAACUAUAGAGAAAGACUGAACAACCCCCUCAAUCUGAAAACUAUAGAGAAAGACUGAACAACCCCCUCCACCUGAAAACCAUAGAGAAAGACUGAACAACCCCCUCCACCUUCAAACUAUAGAGAAAGACUGAACAACCCCCUCCAUCUGAAAACUGGGAACUCAUGAACUUAGGACAGCCCCAACCCUCUCUGACAAACAGCAUCAACAGAUUGGACGACUGAUACCAAGGAAUCCUCAAGCCUCUCAAUAUAAAAGAAACCUGUAAGGAGUCUUCAAAAAGACAUGCAUGGGUGAUGUAUAGUUACCAGGUUGGGGCGUCCAUGCUUACCUUGGACAUUGCAGACUGAAAGACUAACAGACCUGUAGGAACUCAACUCAGGACAAAAAGUCCUUUCACCUCACUAUGCUGGAGAUCAGAUAUCCAAUAAAUUAUUUGGAGCAUCCAUCGCUAGUCAUUCUUGUAGAAUUCUGGCCCCUGUUAACAGGGGCGUCAUGUACCCCCAAAAUCUGAGGUUUUACAGGGGGAUCAUGUACCCCAAAAAUCUGAGGUUUAACAGGGGCGUCAUAUACCCCAUAAAUCUAAGGUUUAACAGGGGUCCCAUGUACCCCAAAAAUCUGAGAGGGCACAAAGUAUGUGAGGAUGGCUGGGGGAGUGGUUGGAUAAUUUAGCAAUUUUCAAACACCUGAAACAGCUUUUUCCUACAAUCUAGAGCCAUGAUCAUUAUGCUUAAUUUUAUGUUAAAAAUCUGUAUAUUUUUCUGCAUAUCUAAGCAUACUUUUUGAACUGUCUGUAUCCUCCUGACUGGUGGUUCUUUUUUUAAAGAAACUAAAUAUUAUUCUCUACAUCUCUGCCAAAAAUCUGGGUAAAAGAUUGAAAGGAAUGUGAGUCUUAUUCAGUACAUUUAAUAAUUCCUCUCUUUUCUAAAGUCUACCAACCUUGCCAGCACACAUGCCAGCUAAGAUAGUUAGACAAGCUAGCUACUCUAACUUGAUUGAUAGCCUGAAAUGGCUUCUUUAUAGCUAGUUGUGAGGUUGGGAGAUUGGGAACCUAUCUGGGCUAGCUAAAGCCAACUUCAGAAAAUUGCUAGGAGGCUAUUUAUUUUUUAUUUAUAAAAACAGGACUCAUCUGAGGGGCACGUGCCCCUGUGCCCCCUAUGGGCAUUAUACCUCUGCCUGAUAAUAUGAAUGUCAGUUGAGAGUGUUGUACUUGAUAGCUUAGUACAUUGGGGUGAAUAUUACACUGGUGAUCAUGCAUUUAAUGCAGUUUAACACAGAGUGUCAUGUUUAUGAAAUAAGCAGGUAAAUAGUAUAUUUGAUCAUUAGAGAUUGCAGGUAAUUAUUGCCAAGUAUUCACCUGGUUAUUUCCUGAGGGCACUGUAAAAGCAUGUUUAUCCUAAAUGUUCUCUGUAAAGAGUAGUUGUCUUUUAGAAUUCACUCCUGAAACAGGAAACUACUGAUGGUCAUUCUGCUUUUCAAGGAAGGAUCAUCUUCAAGGUCAUUUUGCAACGUAGCAACAAGGACAGUCUCAAAUAAAAUGUUAGCUUUGUUUCUGUUGUUACCUUAAUUUGAAUAACAAAAAUGUGUUUUGGUCAAACUGUAUAAAUGUGAUUCUCUUAUUCCAUCUGUAAAGGUUUUCUGCCAUGCAGUGAGUAGGAGUAACCAGCAGAGGGUAAUGUGUCCAUUAUAAUUGAGCCACCAGAGAGCAGUGUAGUCCACUUACCACGCAGUCAGCACCCUACAGCCUCUUUCCAGGAUUGCCGAUACUGAGUAGUAACUGAAUUGUUUUAAACUUACUACUCAGGUGUCCUGUCAUGUUCCCAAUGAAUCAUAUUUUUACAAUGGUGACAACCAACCUCUCAAAUAUAAUUUCUCAAUAUCCAAUAUUGUUCCAAGCAGUUCACAUCCAGAGACCCAUAAAAAGUGUGAAAUUGUUUUGUAUUGUGGGAAAGGGGGUUAAUUUCAUAAGCUAUGAUUGUCUAAAAAUAUCAGUGUCAGAGAAAUUAUUUUACAACAAGUGCUUUGAAAUAAAGAAGCUGAGACACACACUA